AUGACCACAAACUUAGAAACAAACUGUCCACCCUUAGAUUAUUAUUUAAACCCAAAUAGAAAUCUAACAUUUUCAUACGAUAAAGAUAAUGAUUCCUUUCAACAAGGUUUACUUGGCGUAGACGCGGAAAGUAACUUGAUCGGAAAUUUACAUCUCAAUUAUCAAAAAUGUAAAAAAAUCAAACGGGUCAGCUUGCAUUUAAAAGGUCUAGAAAAAACUUUAUGGAUAAAGUCGGAUUCAAUAAAACCCUGUGAAGGGGAACGUGUUCUUAUCGAUGAGAUUUACGUAAUUUCGGAAUCAGUAGCGGACGAUUCAAUUGAGAAUUUAAAGGUUCCUUUUAAAAUAUUAUUGCCUGAUGAUCUUCCAGGAACAAUCGAGACAAGAUUUGGAUCCGUAUAUUAUAAUUUACGUGCUAUUGUAAAUAGGAAGAAUGGAUUAUUUAAUUCUAAAGAUGAUAUAGUUGAAAUAAAAUGUCCACUUAAAACUGCGAUAACUUUAAAUUAUACAAAUAUUUCUCCUCAUAAAAUCGUAGGUUCAAAAAAUGAGUUGAUUUAUGCAUUCCACUUACCACCACAAAAAUGUUUUCAACUUGGAACUACUGUUUCUAUACCAAUGAGUAUUUAUUUAUUAGAAUCAGACAUUACUAUUAGGAAAGUUGAAAUUUCCUUGAAAAAUUGCAUGAGCUUUCAAUGUGACCAACAUGAAAAUCUUGAUAAGGAAGAACAAGUAAUCUCGCAUAUUUUACAAGGGAAAGUAAUUAAGAAUUUAAAACCAAUUUCAGAAUAUUGUGAAAAGGAAUUCCUUCACACGAUAGAAUUUUCAACUCCAAACAAUGCAAUACCAACUUAUUCAGGUGAACUUAUAAAGAUAAGUAAUAAGCUUUGUAUAAGAUUUUGCUUUUGUGAGACAGCUCGAGAUUUUCAAAUAGAAGAAAGUGUACAAAUAGGUAACAUUUAUGAGAGAUUCACCCAUGAUCAUUACAAGUAUUUUCCGAAUCAAUUUAUUCCUGAACAAGAAUUGGAUAACAACGAACAUGAAAAUGAAAUUUCAAGAGAAAUCGAAGUUAAUGGUGAUUUAAACCCAAAUCUUCAUGAUUUUGAUACUGGAGUGCUAACGUCAAAACAACAAGAAACCAUUCGGCAGUUAAGGUUGAAUCAUGGGUUGUUUUUGGACGGAUCUAGCAUAACACAUAGUAAAAUGGCCGUUAUUGUUGAAGAUGGAAGCUUGAAUGCAAACUUAUAUAAAGGACAUCCUAUAGUAUACACUAGCAUAAAUGAUCCCGAAUCUUCUACAAAUCUUCUAGCGUUUUACGAUAAUGAUAAAGCAAAUUUUAAAAACCCAAACCUACCGAAUGAGUGCAUAGUUUACCCAGUUGCUGAAGUGACUUAUAAAGGUGAUUUGAUAGAAACAUUUUCAAAUUACGUAGAUGAUUCCAAAGAACAAUUACAUGAUUUAUAUGGUCACCUUUUUGCAAAAAAAACUUUGCUUGGUGGCAAAUUAUUUAUCACAUAUUCUACGUUGGUCACUAAAGAAGACAUUGAAUUCUUAAAAUAUCACUUAUUUUGGGCAUAUGAUAAUGCAAAAUAUCAAAAAAAUAACGAGAAUCCAUUCGGAAAAAUUUCAGACUUAAAUUUUUUACCAAGGGUAGAAACAUCAAACGGGGAAAAAUUAAAUACUCUCGACAAAUUGGUCGGUUGGAUGAAUAGGCUAUAUAGAGAAGAAAAGGUUGAAAUAAUAUCUUAUAACGAUCUUAUUCCGAUCUCUCAAUUAAGGAACAAAACAAAUUCCGGAAUAGCUUCUAAUGAAAAAAUACCCGGGGUGAUUAAUUAUAAGGAAAAGUUAAGUUUUACGCAUUGGAUCGGCGAUUCGGAUUACUUCAACCUAACGAGAUUUGUAAAAGAUUUUCACCUUCUUCACGGUCUUGUAAUGAAUAAACGUGAAAUAAAAAUAGGCAAAAAAAUUGCAAUUAAUUUAGUCAAAAUACCCGAAGUGAGUUCAAACAACAGAUCCUAUUUUGAAAUAAUCAAACCGUCGACGAAAUUGGAAGAAUUAUUAAUAUCCAACAACUUUUCAAUUAAAGAAACAAGUACCUUCCCGUUUAUUAAGAUGGGUGAUUUUGAUGAUUUAUGUUUUGGAGACAAUCUCCAUUUAAUGGUCAAAUGUGAACGAUAUGAAAUCCUUAUAAAUAAGGAUCACAUUAAACCUUUAGAAGAAUUUAUUACAGCAAUAGACAAGGCACUUGAUGAUAUGAAACCGAAUAAAGCUUUACAAGAUAUAUUUAACGAAUAUGGUCAUUUAUUUCCACAAAAAAUUGUCUUGGGGAGAUCUCUUAAAAAUAUUUUGUCAAUAUCACCGACACCGUUUAAUAACGAAAAGAAAAUUUUAACGCCGCCAAUUUUAAAAAAUUUACGACCAAUUCUAGAUGAUUUAAAUAUUUCUUACCUGUUAACGCAAAAAGGAAAAUUUAUUGACGUAAAUGAUUCAUUAUUGGAUUGGAUUCAGAAUAUAAACAACAAUAAUUUGGAAAUUAUAGAAUAUAGUAACAUCAUUUCUUUAUAUGACAUUCUUGAAUUGAAACAAAAAAGGAAGAUCGAUAUGAUUUUAGAGAAUAAUGAUCAAAAUAAUUUUAAAAUCAUUAUGACCGGGAUUGACACUUUGCAGGAUUUAGAUAUUAAUAAUCUUGAACAUUUUAAACGUGUAAAUCUAAAAAAUUUAGAUCAACCAUUGGAAGGUAGUAAUUAUGAGGUAUUUGGAUCGAUCGUUACCAAAGAUAAUUUAAAGACGGAAGAUUUUUCUGUGAUAUUUAGCUUAUAUGAUGUUAAUGGAUUUUCGGCAAUGAUAACAACUUUAGAGAAAACGACCAUUCUUGAUAUAACGGAAUGUUACAUCUUGUGGAUGAUUAUUGGGAAUCCUUCAAGCCUAUCGAUUUUCAGUCCCAAAAAUCGAGAAUUUCAAGUCAAUUGUAAAAAAGAAUCCAUUACAUUACGUCACGAUAAUUCUUGUCUUCGUAUUCAAUCUCCUUGUCAAUUAUCUAAGGGAUAUGUUAUCUUUGUUAACGCGAAUUACAAAUUAACGAAUUAUAAGCCUAAAAAUAUCAUAAAGUUAGUUGGAUGGUCAUAUAAUUGUAUUGAAUUUCAAAUAGUUGAAUCCGUUUAUAAUGAAUCAAAGCUCAAUGUUUCGGAUCCAAGUAUAAUAAUUUCCGAUAGUGAAUUCGAUGAACAAUCUCUUCUCGACAAAGAUGUUCCUAUGAACAAUAAUAAUAUAACGAUAGACUUAUGUAUUUGUAUUAUAAAUUCAGAUUAUAAAGGUUUAAAGAUAGAUCAUGAAGAAAAGGAAUAUUCUUUAGAUUUACUUGCUUAUAUUUUAUCAGAGAAGAACUUUGAUGAGAAGUUAUCAAAGGCAGCUGACGAAAAUAAUAUUCAAAAUAUUAUUAUACGACCUUUUAUAGAUGAUAUUCAAAUGAUCGUCUCAAUAGAUAUCGGAACGAUUUAUUCCAGAUUUGCUAUUGCAAGUAAAAAGAACAAUUAUGAUAUGAUAAAUGAAAAUUCAUUUGAUACAAAUACAGUAUUGCUUUAUGAUGAAAAUUAUAAUGAAAUUAAAGAAUGGGGAUCAAAUGCAAUGGCCGAAAGACCAACAAAAAAAGUAAAAAAGCACAAUAUAUGUAGUAUUAUUGAACACUUUAAAUUACAUUUGCUCGAAAUAUCCGAAGAAAAUAAACCACCAUUACCAAAAGAUUUUGAUUAUAAAAAGGCGAUCUCAAUUCAGGACAAAAUAUCCAAACAUAGUCCUGAAAUAAAUUUCUUUAGAAAUGUUUUAAUUAUGUUAUCUAUUCCUUUGGAUCCUUCAUAUAAAAUAAAAAAAAUCAUGAAGGAUUGCAUGCAUAAGGCCGAAUUAAUUAAAGAUUUAAAUUCAAAAAAAUUGCAGUUUAUUACAGAAAUUGAAGCAACAGCCAUUUACUGCAAGAAAAUACUAGAAAAAGAACUUUUAUUGGACGAUCUCAAAAAAAAUUUUUUGGUUGUUAAUUGUGGAGGCGGUAUGGUUGAGUUAACCCUAAGACAACUUUCAAAUAACCAAUUGGCAGAAAAGUCAUCAACUUCAAGUAAACAUUGUGGAUCGAUUUGUGUGAAUAAAGAAUUUCUUGCAUUUGUUGCAAAAAAAGUUGGGUUAGAUGCCUUGAAAAGUCUUCAAAACAACCAUUAUGAACAAUUACAAUACAUGGUUCAACAAUUUUGCAAAAAUUGUAAAUUAAAAUUUACUGGCAAUAGCGGUGAUUAUAUAGAUUAUCAGAUGGAUCUUGAAGAAAGUUGUCCUGCCAUCAAAGAUUAUAUUACUGAACCAUAUAAAGAAGUAUUGAUGAAAAAAAAUUGGGUUAUAACCCUUGAAUAUGAAGAUGUUAAAAAAAUGUUUGAACCGAUUAUAAAUCAAAUAAUUAAAUUAAUUCGUGAACAAAUUUAUUCCAUAAACACUUGUUUUGCUAUGAUCUUAGUAGGUGGUUUUAGUCAAUCACAAUAUUUGCAAACGUGUAUCAAAAAGGAAUUUGAUCAAACAAUUAAACAUAUUUCUGUACCCAGGCAUCCAUUUGCAACGAUAAAAGGGGCGCUUGAAUAUGGAUCAAACACGAAAUUAAUACAUUCCCGUGUGAUUACCAUGACUUAUGGAAUUAGUACGUAUCCUGGCAAAGAGGAGCAGAGAAAAAGAUUUUUAAGAUUAGUACAAAAGGGUACAGAAGUACAUGUAAAUCAAGAAUUUGAAUAUGAAAUACGUCCAUGUUAUAAAAAUCAAACAACAUUUUCAGUUGAAUUGUAUACUACAACGGCACCAAAUGCUAUAUAUUGUGAUGAACCCGAUAUGAAAAAAAUUGGAAACAUCGACAAAGUUCUCCCGAAAUCAUGGUCUAAUCAAUUCAUAAAUCUUGUCUUGUUUUUUGGACAAAUCGAAAUACACCCUUAUGUAAGAAACCGACAAGGGGAAAUUUUGCCGGCUAAUUUAAAUUUAUUAGAUUUAUGA
Messenger RNA from Funneliformis geosporum, 5007 nucleotides. The record is from the annotation of a GenBank genome assembly. Lineage: Eukaryota; Fungi; Glomeromycota; Glomeromycetes; Glomerales; Glomeraceae.